UCAGAAAACGUGAAGUCUGAGAGCACAUUCCAGGUCACCAUGCUGCCCGGAGAUGGGGUGGGCCCGGAGCUCAUGCACGCCGUCAAGGAGGUGUUCAAGGCUGCCAGUGUGCCUGUCAUCUUCGAUGAGCAUCACCUGAGUGAGGUGCAGAACAUGGCAUCAGAAGAAAAACUGGAUCAGGUGGUUGACUCUAUGAAGGAAAGUAAAGUGGCCCUUAUCGGCAAGAUCCACACGCCCAUGGAGUACAAGGGAGAGCUGGCUUCUUACGACAUGAGGCUCAGGCGCAAAUUAGACUUGUUUGCAAAUGUUGUCCAUGUGAAGAGCUUACCAGGCUAUAAAACACGCCACAACAACUUGGACCUUGUGAUCAUUCGUGAGCAGACGGAGGGGGAGUACAGCUCUCUGGAACAUGAGAGCGCAAAGGGAGUCAUCGAGUGCCUGAAGAUCAUCACCCGGGCCAAGUCGCAGCGCAUUGCCAAGUUCGCCUUUGACUACGCCACCAAGAAAGGGCGCUCUAAGGUCACGGCUGUGCACAAAGCCAACAUUAUGAAAUUAGGUGAUGGGCUCUUCCUCCAGUGUUGUGAAGAAGUGGCAGAACUGUACCCCAAGAUCAAAUUUGACACCAUGAUCAUUGACAACUGCUGCAUGCAGCUUGUGCAGAACCCCUACCAGUUCGACGUCCUGGUCAUGCCGAACCUCUACGGGAACAUCAUUGAUAACCUGGCAGCCGGCUUGGUGGGCGGUGCCGGUGUGGUUCCCGGGGAGAGCUACAGCGCCGAGUACGCCGUGUUCGAGAUGGGCGCCCGCCACCCCUUCGCCCAGGCCGUGGGCAGGAACAUCGCCAAUCCCACGGCCAUGCUGCUCUCGGCCGCCAACAUGCUGCGGCAUCUCAACUUGGAAUUUCACUCCAAUUUGAUUGCGGAUGCGGUGAAGAAGGUGAUCAAAGUCGGAAAAGUGCGUACGGCGGACAUGGGGGGCUACGCCACGUCCCUGGAUUUCACCCAAGCUGUGAUAGCUGCCCUGGAUGUUUAGGGCCCCUCACCUCGUCUUCCCUGCUCCCACCUGGUAAUUUAUCGCUUCCCUCUAAUAAAAGUGGCCCCUGCAGCAUGGCAGGGC
Molecule: messenger RNA, 1116 nt
Organism: Phaethon lepturus (White-tailed tropicbird)
Lineage: Eukaryota; Metazoa; Chordata; Aves; Phaethontiformes; Phaethontidae
Gene: IDH3B
Product: isocitrate dehydrogenase 3 (NAD+) beta
Exons: 10
Biological process (GO): isocitrate metabolic process; tricarboxylic acid cycle
Cellular component (GO): mitochondrion
Molecular function (GO): NAD binding; oxidoreductase activity, acting on the CH-OH group of donors, NAD or NADP as acceptor; magnesium ion binding
Source: RefSeq, a predicted model, not a curated record